AGGCGGGGAUACUAGUUGUCAGAAAUGACUGUUAUUUGCCAACAGUGAUGGACAGGAGAGAGGCACACUCUGAAACAGUGGGGCGGAACUCUUCUAGAUUUUUAUGCAAGGGAAUUUCCGGGGAGCCCUGCAAGUACAGUAAAUACUUUUUGCCUUCGUCUCUGGGCUUUAUCCUUAAGCAUUCGUUAAACUGACAGCGUUAUGCUGUGGGUGCUUCCCUCUCCGGAACUGUGGGUUGUUAAUUUUCGGAGGUAGGGGGUAGUGAAACAUUAGAAACUUGGCGGCUUUACACGAAAAGUUAGGGGCGUACUUGCGCUGCUGAGUCUUGGAGCCUCAAAGAACGACGUGAGAGUCAGGACAGGUAGAUCUACACCUAGAGAGGUUUUUUCAGUCUGAAUGCUGCUACCAUCUGCACCAUCAUAUCCUGAGGACUUUGGGCUUUAUGGAAAGGAUUAAAAAGUGAGCAGUGUCUGAUAUUUUUUUUACUGUGAUUUUUAUAGUACAGUACCACAGACCCAGAGUGUGACCAAAUUUCUGCAGUUUUAAUAAGGACUGAAGUUCUGAGGUUUUCUUGGAAUUCACCCGUCUUCAAAGAUCACUUCUGGUGUGUAGUCAUCACUUGUAGAUCCUUCAUUUUGGACUCUGCGUGGGAGUACUUUGAGCUACCAGCCACAAAGGAAAAUGAGUCGAUUGCAAAUGGGGAAGAGAUAAUUGGAAACAUUUUUUCUUGGAGUGUAAUGAGUUGGCAGACUCUCAAGAUUUCCUGCAGAUGACUCUCUCGAGAUACUGGUUCACUUGUUAAGGAUGACACCAUUCCAGACUACUGCAGCUGAAACUUUCUUUGUUUUCCAGUUAAAUAGCUACUACUCUCUUUAGCUUCCGCAAUAUCUGGAGAUUCCAGCACAUUCCUCACUAUGCAGGUUUCUGUAGGAGGAACCCACUAAAAUGGAAAAGGGAUUAAACUCCUUUCCCCGUUUUGAAAAUAUUUUUACCAUUUUGUCCUCUCUAACUCAAGAAAGAUUACAGAGCCUUCAACAUAAGCUGGAAAACAGCUGCACUCCAUCCAGCCAACAACUUCAUGCCAUAAUAUUGUUGAUUUUAAGAGAACCAGGAUAUUCCCAUAAGAUUACAAAGUGCCAGAACAAUGACCAUACAGAUCUGUACAACCCUGAGCAAACAUCUCAGGUAGCAUUUCUGGAAGAUGUACUACCACAGCUAAGCACAUUAGAUGAUUUUGUGGUUCUUGCUCAAAUGUAUGCACUUUUGGUUGAUGAGAGGCUGUGUGAGACAGAGCUCAGAGAUCGUGCCUACAUGGCAGCAUUACAGGCUUGUAGAGCAAGUGGUGAGGAAGGUGUGGCCAAACUUCAGGACCUGAAAUCAGAGUGCAUGGAAAAAUGUGGUCAACAUUUGUUUAUAGAUGAACUUUGUGAUGAAAUUGGAACUUUGCAGUCAUCUGACUGCUUACCACCAAGUGGCAGCAGUCAUUCAAGAAGUGAGCCAAUACCAAUCAGAGGCUGCGCAAAAAAUUCUUUGUCUGCUGCACCUGGUUCUCUGCACAGUUUUUCACUGUCUGGAACAGAAAUGCUUUCGUCUAGCAAUCUUCAAAUCAGUCAAUCCCCAACAGUACAAUUCCUUUCAUCGAGAGGCAAGUCCGAUUCCAGUGUUUCUUGUGAACGUACUGCAUCUAGGCAGUGUGUCCCCAAACCAUUAGAACAGCAGCAAUCUGUAGUUCAACAAAAUGUAAAUACUGAAUAUUCUCUGUGCCUUCCUCCCGAAAUCCAGCAGAGCCAUAAUGGUAUGCAAAAGGACAACAAUGUAUGCAGUAUCUUCCAACCUGGAGAGACUGCUCCAAGCAAUGAAACUGGAAGCAGUCAAGAUGAUAUCCUCAAGGACAGUAAAUGCAGUAUUUCAGAACAGAUGCGUAAUGCUCCUGGGUUAUUUCCUGCCAAUCCUGUGAAGUGUAGUGAGCAAGCUGAGGAUAAUAAAACUGUAACUUCAGCCAUGAUUGGACAAGCAGAAGGUAUAUCAAAAGAUAACUCUUCAUCAGUAAGAGCUCCACCCUCUAGUUUGUUUGCACAACCAGUGAACAGUUGCUUUCCCACAGUCCCCAUUCAAGAUACAUGCCCUCCCUCAUUAAUAUCACACAGUGCUUCAUCAGUAAAUUGUAUAAAUACGUUUUUUAGUUUUGUUAUUCUGCAUCACCCUGAAGAUGAAGAAACAGCAGUAAGAGUGUGCAGAACUUUGGAAGAGCUUGGCAUUAAAGGUGGGACUACCUUUUGUGAAGAGUUCUCUGUUCCUGGGCAUAGCCCUUUAACAUGCAUUCAGGAUGCUGUGGACAACUCUGCCUUUACUGUUUUGCUGCUAACAAGGUUAUUUGCAUCAAGGUGGGAAGAAUACCAAACUAAUAUUGUUCUGCUGAACUCCAUAGAAAAACAACACAGAUAUAACACUGUCAUUCCUUUUUUGCCAAAGGACAACCCAUUGCCCAGGAGAGAAAUGCCUCUUCAUCUGAAGUCGCUCGUGCCACUGGAUGAAAGUUCAACUCUUUUCUCAAAAAAAGCAUGCAAUACUUUUUCACAUCAGAAAAUUGCAAUAAACAGAGAAGUCUGGAUCAAAGAACAGCACAGCAAAAGUCUGAAUAAUGAAUACCUACAAAGUGAACAGAAUAAAGAUUUUGUAAAACAACUGUAUGAUCAAAGUCAACAAAUUGUUGAGAAUUAUAAACAGCUUUGUCAUAUGCAGAAUCAGAUGCGGUUUGGUUUGCAUUCUGGGUAUGCUUUGUCCAACCCCCCAAACACAGUGCCUUCACAGGUGCCAAGACAAACAGUAAACCAGCCAUGUCCUCCAAUGACAUUGCCAGCUCAGCAGCAAUUCUUGACACCUUUUCCUCCUUACUUUGGCUUUCCUCAGUCAUAUCCCUGUGUGCCUUUGAACUUUCCUUGGUUGAAUCCUGCAUUAGGUACUGCCACAACUAAUCCAAGUGCCCAGCAUCUACUUAAUCAUGUGUAUCCACAGAAUUUUUUGCAGUUGCAGGGGAAUCCAAGUCUGACUUCAGCAAAUCCAAAUCUACAAUCCUCUAGUACUCCUGUAAUCCAGAUUCAGAAUGCUACAAAUGUUCAGAUUGGGGAUGGGAAUCAGAUGAGAAUUGCAGAGAACUCUGAGGAGGAAGAGGAGGAUGAAGCAGAAAGUAAAAACGGAAAUAGCUGAUGUGGAUGGACGUUGCAUAUGAGAGAGAACAAUUUUAAUAAAUGACCAAGAGGGAUGUUUGACUGAAUUUGCAAUCACUUGUUUUGCUGUAGGUCUGUAGUGGGUCAGUUAAGAAGCACCAUUGCUCCCAGCUGCAGUAUGGUACAAAAGGACAACACCUGACUGCUCAGUUGUACUGACUGUUAGUUGUUAACUGCUGCAGUUUUUUUUCAGAAAAUACUAAUGCCCAUCAUGUAUGUCACUUUUGCAGCCAUCAGCAGUGGGAACACUGCCGUAGGCAGAGUCUGAUGUCUGGCCUGAGUUCUCUGUGUUGAACUUCCUUACCCAUUGAUGCCAGGCAGACAACACCUUCCCUGUGAUUUCUGCACAUCCUGAUAUAAAGAGGGUGAAUUCCAUGUCA
Molecule: messenger RNA, 3607 nt
Organism: Protopterus annectens (West African lungfish)
Lineage: Eukaryota; Metazoa; Chordata; Ceratodontiformes; Protopteridae
Gene: TICAM1
Product: toll like receptor adaptor molecule 1
Exons: 6
Coding region: 946-3207 (753 amino acids)
Biological process (GO): TRIF-dependent toll-like receptor signaling pathway; positive regulation of canonical NF-kappaB signal transduction; lipopolysaccharide-mediated signaling pathway
Molecular function (GO): protein kinase binding
Source: RefSeq, a predicted model, not a curated record